AUGAAGCGUGGAGACAAUGGUCCCCUAUUUGAUUGGGCUCUUUCCAUCAAAGCCAAGCCUGUUUUGCCUGGAUUAGUGCUCAUGGCCUGUGAAGAUCUUCAAGAAGUCCUUCUUCCCGCUGGAUCUCCACAGUGUCUGGAGCUUUUCUUCUGGAGUUUGCUGAAUUUGGUCAUGUUUGGCGCUGGGCAUUUGGUGUCUCCUCUGUCUCCUGCAGUCUUCCACUCUCCGGCUGCUCAUUUCUUCCCAGCGUUCCCCAGCAGGUUGAGUUCUCCGCAGAUCUUCAUCCCUGGGCCUCUGCUCAGCUAUGAGCUCCUGCGCAGUUACCUGCAGCCUGAACCCUGCAAGCAGAGCCUGCUGCUGGCCGCUCAUCCGUCCUCAGGACACCCUGCUGACAACAUCGAUGAACCGCGGCCAGUGAAGCAGCGGCGGGCGCGGGCGAACUACAGCAGCUGGCAGCUGGAGGAGCUGGAGAAGACCUUCCAGAGCACACACUACCCGGACAUCUUCAUGAGGGAAGCCCUGGCGCUCAGACUCGACCUCAUAGAGGCCCGAGUGCAGGUGUGGUUCCAGAACCGUCGGGCUAAAAUGCGUCGUCAGCUGAAGCUCCAGAUCCAAACAGGGGAGCAAUGCAGCCAACGGGACACUGACACCAGACACCCCGAAUCAUCCAUCAGCAACCCAGAGCUCCACAACAACAGCCCCAGCCCAUGCUGGGACAGAAACCAAGACAGAACAAACCCUGCUCACCCCAAACCCUCGCCCUCAGCCAUCCAGAGCCCCGUCACAGACCUGCUCCAAGACCAGCAGGACCCUGAGGCUCCCGGUCCGGAAGAUCUGCGGUCCUGCAGUAUUGCCAAACUUAGGGCGAAGGCCAGAGACUAUGAGGCUGAGAUUCACAGCACUGUGGCCAGAGAGAGGAAGAUGAAGAGAGUCUCGGACAGAGACUGAACUGACAUUCACAGGAAACACAUCUCUAAACUCAUUAUUUAUUACACACACACAGCGAGGUGGAAAAAAGCAAAACACAAAUAAAAUAAAAUAAAAAGUGCUGGGUUCUUGCUGAUAUAAUCUGGAUUACAAACUAAACACUUGUAAUUUGAUUACAUUUUAAAAUGGUGAUAAUUAUAUUACUGUACUUUUUUGGUGCGUGAUUACUGUAUAUGUUAUUCACACACUGUAAAAAAUUGCUGCCUUAUUUUUUUAGCUGAAUUAAAUUAACUUUUUUGUCAUCAA
Danio rerio (zebrafish) is the source of this 1233-nucleotide messenger RNA. Lineage: Eukaryota; Metazoa; Chordata; Actinopteri; Cypriniformes; Danionidae. The record is from RefSeq and is a predicted model, not a curated record.